GAAAUGCGGCUUCUGGACUGAAACAGAGCCACUCGUGUAUAUAGGUCACGUAAAUAUCCAGGCUAGUUUUCGCGUAUAAAAGCGGGGCUUUCUGGUGGUAAAAUCAUAGUUUGAUUGAUUACCCCAAAGCAACAAAACUAAGCACUCACCAUGAAGUACCUGAUCGUCUGUGUUACCUUCGCCCUGUUCGCCUACCUGAACGCCAGCCCGGUGUACGGCAACCAAGGAGGAUACGGCGGCAACUACGGUGGCAGCUAUGGUGGCGGCUAUGGUGGUAUUCAGCGCGUCGUCUACGAGGAGGUGCCCUCCUACGCCCCCCGUGGCUACAACAGCAACCCCCGCAGCCUGCGCUCCGAGGGCAACGGAGGCCGUGCCGCCGCUGCCGCCGCCGCCGCCGCCGCUGCCGUGAACCCCGGCAGCUACAGCCAGUACGCCGUGCCCUCCUACGAGCUCGACGGCGGACGCGGCAUCCAGUACGGCCGUGGCUACGGACACGGAGGAUACUAAGUCCCGCUCAAACUAUCGACUCCUUGUGCAGAUCCUCGAGUGGCUGUCCCAGCGAAACUCCGAGAACCGACCAAUAAAAACGACUUGAACGCAAUGGAAAAUAUCGAACCGAAA
This is a messenger RNA of Drosophila biarmipes, 621 nucleotides long. RefSeq names its product chorion protein S15 (gene Cp15). Gene Ontology annotation, biological process: multicellular organism development. NCBI's taxonomy places the organism in Eukaryota, Metazoa, Arthropoda, Insecta, Diptera, Drosophilidae. Gene Ontology annotation, cellular component: egg chorion. The coding region runs from base 151 to 507 and encodes 118 amino acids. The record is from RefSeq and is a predicted model, not a curated record. The transcript is spliced from 2 exons.